Messenger RNA from Sorghum bicolor (sorghum), 796 nucleotides. RefSeq names its product EPIDERMAL PATTERNING FACTOR-like protein 2. Gene Ontology annotation, biological process: stomatal complex development; guard cell differentiation. NCBI's taxonomy places the organism in Eukaryota, Viridiplantae, Streptophyta, Magnoliopsida, Poales, Poaceae. Bases 121 to 489 code for a protein of 122 amino acids. The transcript is spliced from 2 exons. The record is from RefSeq and is a predicted model, not a curated record.
AAGUCUGAAGACGACCCAGCUGGUGGCCAACUUUCGCCUUUCUUCUCCAUCAUCACCGCCUCCCCCAUUCUAUCCUUCCCCACUAGCCUGCCUGCCUUUUCCGAUCAGCAUCAUCAUCAAAUGGGCCAUAUUUUCCUCCUCCUGGUAGUCCUCCUGCUCACUUCCACGCGAGCCACCGCCGCCGUCCAUGCCAGAGCUUCCGCCAUUGAGGAGGCGAGCUUUGCAGGCAUCAGGGGCGUGAUCGGAUCCCGGCCGCCGAGCUGCGCGGGGAGGUGCAGGUCCUGUGGCCACUGCGAGGCAGUGCAGGUGCCCGUAUCUCCGCAGCAGCUGCAGAGGAAGAAGAAGGAGGGUCUCGGCCAUAGCAGCAGAGCUGCUGCUGCUGCUGCUACCACCGGUGGAAGAGCAAUGCCGGCCUCCUACGACGACCACUCCAACUAUAAGCCGCUGAGCUGGAGAUGCAAAUGUGGGCGGCACAUCCUCGACCCUUGAAACGCCAGCACCGGUCGAUCGCAACGGAAGCAAUCUGCUUGUGGAUAUAAUGUAAUAAUAGUAUAGGAUCUCUUUUGGAUUUGGUGAUUUGUUUUCUGCUUCCUCUUAUGAUGGAGGUGCUGUCCCUUUUGGCUAUGGUAAUCACUCUACUGGAGAAACGUAUGCUCCAGCUUCCCCUUUGUAGUGACAAGCGUAUGCUCCUUCUGAGUUACAAGGAUGUUUUGCUGUCAGUUAACUCGACUCUGCUGCACUAAUUUUGUUCAAUCUUGGUUCCCCUAUCAUGGCAUCCAAACUAGGUAUUUUUGUU